Dermochelys coriacea (leatherback sea turtle) is the source of this 1617-nucleotide messenger RNA. RefSeq names its product Pim-2 proto-oncogene, serine/threonine kinase (gene PIM2). Gene Ontology annotation, biological process: protein autophosphorylation; regulation of mitotic cell cycle; negative regulation of apoptotic process. Lineage: Eukaryota; Metazoa; Chordata; Testudines; Dermochelyidae. Gene Ontology annotation, cellular component: cytoplasm. The record is from RefSeq and is a predicted model, not a curated record. Gene Ontology annotation, molecular function: ATP binding; protein serine/threonine kinase activity.
AGGGGCGGGGCCAUGCAAAUGAGGCCGGCGCUGGUUGGCUGGCGGCGCGAUGGUAGUGAGGGAGCCGCGCGGCGUGGCGCGAGUCAGUCGGAGCUCAGGGGGGGCUGCAGGUCCGCGAGCGGGAGCGCGAUGCUGCCCCAUGCCACUGGGGGCGCUGCUGCCCCGGAGAGUAACAUUCUGCCCUCCCCAGGGAAGGACAAAGACACCUUUGAUGCUGUGUAUCAGCUUGGGGGGCUGCUGGGGAAGGGCGGCUUCGGGACCGUCUAUGCUGGUCGGCUGGCUGAUGGACUGCAGGUCGCCAUCAAACACGUUGGGAAGAACAAAGUGACCCACUGGUCCAAGCUGCCCAACGGCCUCCGGGUGCCCCAGGAGGUGAUGCUGAUGAAGCGGGUGUGUGCCAGGGGCGGGCAUCGGGGCGUCAUCCGCCUGCUGGACUGGUACGAGACCCCCGAGGGGUUCCUCUUGGUGCUGGAGCGGCCCGAGCCCUGCCAGGAUCUCUUUGACUACGUGACGGAGCGGGGGCCCCUGGCCGAGGGCAGCCGGCGCUUCUUCCACCAGGUGCUGGAGGCCGUGGGUCACUGCCACGCCCGAGGGGUGGCGCAUCGGGACAUCAAGGACGAGAACAUCCUGGUGGAGCUGCACACCGGCCGCCUCCAGCUCAUCGACUUCGGCUCCGGCGCCCUCCUGAGGGACUCGGUCUGCACAGAGUUCGACGGCACCCGUGUGUACAGCCCCCCGGAGUGGGUCAGUCUGCAGCAGUACCACGUGUUGCCGGCCACCGUCUGGUCCCUGGGCAUCCUGCUCUAUGACAUGGCCUGCGGUGACGUCCCCUUCCCGGACGAGGAGAUCCUGGCCGCGCAGCUCCACUUCCCGAGCCCCUGCUGCCAGGAUGUGAUCCGAUGGUGCCUGUCCCCGGAGCCUGCAGACCGACCCACACUGAAGCAGCUUCUCCUGCACCCCUGGCUGCAGCCAGAUCCCCAGCUCCAACUGGAGGAGGAGCCACAGAACCCAGCACCCCCUAGGGGCACCGCUGGCAACAGCAGCUGCUGAAAGACUUGGAUUUACCCUGCAUCUCCCUGCCGGGAUGGGGACCACCCCAUGGGGAUCACUUCAGCCUAAGGCAGCUAGGCCUGUGGCCAGCUGAGAUCAGAGUUGACCUGGUUUUACAGGUGUCUAGACCUGGGGAUAGAACCCAGGAGUCCUGGCUCCCAGCCGCCCCCAACCACUAAACCCAACUCCCCUCCCAGAACUGGGGUCCUGUCUCCCAGUCCCUCCCUGCCUCCCUCCAGUUCUUCCCCUUCCCCUGCUAGAGGUUUGGAUUCUGGUCCCUCUCGAGGAUCAGCCAUGUCUCUGUAUGUGUAAAUACUUGUGUAUUGCCAGCCUCAGUACCAGCCCAUGAGGUGGGGAUGAGGUUUGGGGGGCUCUAGCCCCCUAUUUCCAGCCUGUCGUACGCGCCCCAAGGUGUGGCUUACUGGGCUGAGACUGAGGUACCUUAUCUAAGCUGCUUAACAGGCCCCGAUGCAGGGGACCCCGAUGCCAGCGUGAGAUUAAGACUAAUUCUGUACAGGAUUGAGAGGAAAAAGCUAUUUAAAUAAAAGAGGUUUUAUCUUUAUCCAG